AUGAAACUCCGCGCAGCGGCCAGAGAGGAUUUGGGCGCUGCUGGUAGCGCUUCUUCCGCCGCCGCGCUCUCUUCCCUCUUCUCGGACCUGGAGCCCCGCCAGCCUCCGCAGGACUACUGCGGGUGGAAAGGUUUAGGGGAGGGGGGCAGCGGAUCUGAGGCUGUGCCCCGCGCCGCCCCAAGCCUUGGAGGGCAGACCCGCAGCCCCGGCAGCGCGGCCCCCGUGGACCUGGCCUACGCCCGGCCGCCUCCGUGGCUGGUGCGCUCCUGCCUUUCCGCAGAGGCUGGCUCCUCCUCCUCCUCCUCCUCCUCCUCGUCGUCGUCCCCCCACUCUUCCAAGCAGGAGCUGCAGCCUUACUCGGGCUCCAGCCCGCUCAAGCCCAACCAAGUUGGGGAGACCUCCUUGUACGGGGUGCCCAUCGUCUCGCUGGUGAUCGACGGGCAGGAGCGCCUGUGCCUGGCGCAGAUCUCCAACACGCUGCUCAAGAACUACAGCUACAAUGAGAUCCACAACCGUCGGGUGGCGCUGGGCAUCACCUGCGUGCAGUGCACCCCGGUGCAGCUGGAGAUCCUGCGGCGGGCCGGGGCCAUGCCCAUCUCCUCGCGGCGCUGCGGCAUGAUCACCAAGCGCGAAGCCGAGUCCUUCCUGGGGGAGCUCAAGCCGCCCAAGCUGCCGGAGAACUUCGCCUUCGACGUGGUGCACGAGUGCGCCUGGGGCUCCCGGGGCAGCUUCAUCCCCGCCCGCUACAACAGCUCGCGGGCCAAGUGCAUCAAGUGCAGCUACUGCAGCAUGUACUUCUCGCCCAACAAGUUCAUCUUCCACUCGCACCGCACCCCGGAGGCCAAGUACACGCAGCCCGACGCCGCCAACUUCAACUCUUGGCGCCGCCACCUCAAGCUCAGCGACAAGACGGCCACGGAUGAGCAGCUACCUCUCGGCCUUCCGCCCCGUCGUGAAGGACGCGGAGAGCAUCGCCAAGCUCUACGGGACUCGGGACGCCUACGCCGCCGCCGGCCCGCACGGCUGCCCGGGCUACCUCUCGCCGGACUUCCUCAGCGAGCCGGGGACGAGGAGCGCUCCGGGGACGAGGCCUUGCUCCCGCCCCUGCCCUUGCCGCGGAAAGGCAGCUACCUCUCGGCCUUCCGCCCCGUCGUGAAGGACGCGGAGAGCAUCGCCAAGCUCUACGGGACUCGGGACGCCUACGCCGCCGCCGGCCCGCACGGCUGCCCGGGCUACCUCUCGCCGGACUUCCUCAGCGAGGGCAGCUCCAGCUACCGCUCCCUCUCGCCGGGCAACGACACGGUGGACGAGCCCGAGGUGGACGUGGAGUCCAACCGCUUCGCGGAGGACGAGGAGGAGGAGGAGGAGGAGGAGGAAGAGGAGCCUCUCCAGGGGGAAGCGGCGGAGGGGGCGGCCUCGCCUCCUCCGCCUCCGCCUCCGGCGUCGCUGCUCUUGCCCGCGGGGGCGGCGGCGGAGGCGGCCCUGGCAGCGCUGGGCAGCGGGGAGAAGCCUGCGGAGAAGACCGUGGAGCCCGAGGCCGCGCCCGCGGAGAGGAGCGGCAGCCGGGGCGAGUACGAGGUGUACCCGCCCCCAGACCGGGAAGACUGUCCGCAGAUUCUCAAAGGCAACCCUCCCUUGGCCACCGCGUACCUCUGCACCCCGGACAGGAACGACCCAGAUAAAGAAGACAAUCACUCGACAGCUGAGGAUUUGGAGAGCAAGAAAUCCUAUCAGAACCAAAGGAGCGCCUCCCAGUCCAGCCCAGCUCACGCCGAGCGAGGUGAUGAGGUCGUCAGCAUUGACGUUACUGGAACUCAAUUGGGGGAGAAGGACAUUGGGAGUCUGGCAAGAGAUGAGUUGCAAAAACUCCUUUUGGAGCAGAUGGAGCUCAGGAAAAAACUGGAGCGGGAAUUCCAAAGUCUCAAAGAUAACUUCCAAGACCAGAUGAAGAGGGAGCUGGCCUACCGCGAGGAAAUGGUGCAGCAGCUGCAGAUCGUGCGCGAGGCCCACGACGCGCUCCACCAUUUCUCCUGCAAGAUGCUGACUCCGCGCCACUGCACCGGGACCUGCUCCUUCAAGCCCCCCUUGCUGCCCCAGUGAGCUCCCUCGCCCCCCCCAACGGGCCGGGCCCGGCCGAGGAAGCCGCCGCCGCCGCCGCCGUCCAGCUCGCGAGCGCUCUCACCAGGAAAGCCUGGGCAAGGCAGGCGCGCCGGCGACACAAGCCGCGCCCGCAUCAGCCAGAGACACGUGUAAAUAACCCGAAGAGAGCUGCGCUCCUCUUGCUCCGCCGCCGUGUACAGAGAGGUGGCCUCCGGUGGCUUCGCCGAUCGGAUCGGAACCGCAAGCAGAGUCCAAGACUUCCGACAGGACGGAGAGCUGUGGGGGCGGGGGCGGGGGCGGCCGAAGGGCCCCGGGCCCUCCCGUGUCCCCAUCCCUCCCUCCAACAUUGGGCCGGCCUCCGGCCCUCCUCCUCGUCCCCCUUUUUGCGUCCCCCUCUUUCCACCCUUGGGCAGACUUGGAAGGGGGAGGGGGGCCACCUGAGUGGCCAUGUGCAAUGGAUAGAAGCGUACUGUGAGUUUUCUCCUCGUCCCGUAUUCGUUAAAAGUUUUUCUCAAAAAAAUAUUUAUUUCCUGGUUUAUUUAUGACGUAGUAUUUAUUUAUUUUUCCCACUUUGUAAACUGUGGAUGUAUAACAGCACUUUAAAGACGCAGCCGGUCAAGGACAAUUUGCAUCUCAAAAACCAUUCUCCCGCUCCACCCCAGGGGUAAAACUUCAAAGGACCAGAUUCUGGGUUGCAGUGGUUGUUCCCGGAGAAAACUCCGAUCUUCUGUCAGGUGAAUUUUUGUUUGUUUGUUUCGCAUUGGGUUUUUUUCUUUUUCUUUGCCGCUUUGUCC
Molecule: messenger RNA, 2894 nt
Organism: Pogona vitticeps (central bearded dragon)
Lineage: Eukaryota; Metazoa; Chordata; Lepidosauria; Squamata; Agamidae
Source: RefSeq, a predicted model, not a curated record